This is a messenger RNA of Cladophialophora immunda, 1701 nucleotides long. RefSeq lists its product as uncharacterized. The transcript has 2 exons. Gene Ontology annotation, molecular function: protein dimerization activity; DNA binding; DNA-directed RNA polymerase activity. The record is from RefSeq and is a predicted model, not a curated record. The coding region runs from base 115 to 1125 and encodes 336 amino acids. Gene Ontology annotation, biological process: DNA-templated transcription. Lineage: Eukaryota; Fungi; Ascomycota; Eurotiomycetes; Chaetothyriales; Herpotrichiellaceae. Gene Ontology annotation, cellular component: RNA polymerase II, core complex.
CUUCACCUUUGCCUCAACCUUUGUUCACCCCACAACUUCAUGGUGAGAUCGACUCGACGGCCGAUUCGUGUAGAGGCGUAUCCAUUGUCUUGAACCAGGCAGAGGGUAGAAGCCAUGGCUUAUAAUGGCUACAACGGCUUCAACGACGAUGUUAUGGACGGGGUCGAGGCCUCGGGUCCCAAAGUCACUGUGAGAGAAGUCGAACCAGACCGCUGCGAUUUUGUCCUCCAGUCAUGCUCUCUCGCCCUCGCCAACUCCCUCCGUCGCGCGAUGCUCGCCGAAAUCCCCACCAUCUCGAUCGAUCUCGUGGAUAUUACUACGAAUUCCUCGGUUCUUCCUGACGAAUACCUCGCACACAGACUGGGCCUCGUUCCCUUGAUCAGUAAAGGCGUGGACGAAAACCUGAAUUAUGGCCGAGAUUGUGAUCGCUGCGACGACCAUUGCGAAUACUGCUCGGUCGUCCUUCGCCUUCAUGUCCGGUGUUCUAAUGCCGGCACGAUGCUGGUACAUGCGAACGACCUCAUCGUGGUCAAUGCCCGUCAAGAUGGUAUUGGCCGGCCAGUCAUCCGUGAUGCGAAUGGCACCGGACCACUGAUUGCCAAGUUGAGGCAGGGGCAGGAAAUUCAGCUGGAAUGCAUCGCAAAGAAGGGCAUCGCCAAAGAGCACGCGAAAUGGGCACCCACGUCGGCAGUGGGCUUCGAAUACGACCCCAACAAUAAGCUGCGCCACGUCGACUACUGGUAUGAGACCGACGCAAAAGAAGAAUGGCCAGUGGAUGAGCGCAACGCCACGUGGGAAGGGGAUGAGUCGGCUGCCGACGCCGCUUUUGAUCCUGAUGCUGUCCCGAGCGCAUUCUUUUUCGAAGUCGAAGGCAUCGGCACCCUCGAACCAGACGACAUCGUCCGUGGCGGCAUUGAGGUGAUACAGAAAAAGCUCGCCGAGACAAUCAAAGUUCUGGGAGGCGCAGAGGCCGCUGGCGUCGAUGGAAUGAACGGCAUCCAGAGUCCAGAUGGCUACGAGCCGGCUCCUCCAAAUGGAGCGUUCAGUUCAUACGGUGGCCUCAGGGGUGGCACGACCCCUUAUGGUGCGACUCCAUACGGCGCCGGGGGUUACGGUUCCUACUAGCCUAAGAAAGCGACUGCUUUUGCAUAGCGAGGCGUUGGAGGUUUGGUGGUCAGGCCAAUUUGCCAAAGGCGAGCAACUAUCGGGCCCAGUCAGGAUGGUUUCACUUUGUUUCCAGGCAUGACACGUUUCCAGGAGUUGCUCCAGUUGCAGAGAAAACAGGUAUAUGUUCACCAGGAUGGUCAACACUGAAGCUGGCGAGCUCCGUUGACCUUUCUCUUUGGAACAAAGGACAUUUUGGGUGUUAUUGUGGCGAGGAUGACAGGAACGAAAAGUCGCAAGGAAUGAUUUAGCUACACGUGCUGGAGAAUCUCAACCUCUCUCGGUUCUCUGAAGCAUCAACAAGAAUCUUUAUUGGCCAAACCCAGACAAGCAGAGACCUGCGGUCCGUCUUGAAGGGGUAAGUGGGAAACGCUCGACUGACUGGGCUGUCUGAAACGUAGUCAGCAUUGCGUGGAAUGAUUGCUGCCGUAAUCAGGCACUGGUGAACGUGCAUCCCGUACUGCCGCCUACGAACCAUUACUGUCGCCGAUGUUGAUUCCUUGUUCUGUGCUGUCGGGGCAUUUAUGCGGUUGGAAC